AUGGCCGAUUCCGCCGCCUUUCAGUUCUACGCCUCCGCUGACGAGGUCUUCACCAAACUUCGCGAAAUUGUCGAGUCUUCUCCCCCAGAAAACGAUGCUGCAGCCCUCCAAAUCGUCGCCAUGGCCCUCAUAGGUCGCCUCAAGUCCCUCAACCGUGCGGCGAAUACAGCGACCAGACUCCAGAAAGAGGCCACCACCGAAGCCCGUCAAGAGAUGGACCAAUCGCAUCUCGGUCUCCAGAACCUUCUGUAUGAGAAACGUCAUCUUGAGCGCGAAAUCGAAAAGUGUCGCCAAUUUGCCUCGAUAUACCAGGACGUUCCGCUGCAUACCCUCGAGGAAUUUAAGGUGUUGGCACCAGAGGAAGCACGUACACCUGAAGUGUUGGCAAACGAACAUGAACUUAUGCUCAACCGCCUCAGCUUUGAGCUCGCGGAACGCCAGCGCCUAGAUCAAAGGAAACGAGAUCUCAUCCGGCAAAAGGAAGAUCUGCUCAGGCAGAGUAAGGCCAAGGCCUCGACAAUGGACAGUGUCAAAGCCCAAAUUGAGUUAUUGGUCAAGACUGCUGCAGAAGUACAGAAGAAAGUCGACGACCUUGUAUCACCAAUACCCAAACCAUCCUCUAGUUAA
This is a messenger RNA of Coprinopsis cinerea okayama7#130, 627 nucleotides long. RefSeq lists its product as hypothetical. The record is from RefSeq and is a predicted model, not a curated record. Lineage: Eukaryota; Fungi; Basidiomycota; Agaricomycetes; Agaricales; Psathyrellaceae. Gene Ontology annotation, biological process: mRNA export from nucleus; positive regulation of DNA-templated transcription, elongation. Bases 1 to 627 code for a protein of 208 amino acids. Gene Ontology annotation, cellular component: THO complex part of transcription export complex. Gene Ontology annotation, molecular function: mRNA binding. The transcript has 4 exons.